UAGCCAACUUUAUAAAAUAGAUUUGUGGAACUACUUUUAUACGAACUUUGGUAUGUGAUGAAAAAUAUACUCAUGUUUAUGGUCCAAUAGAUAAUUUGUUUUUAAGAUUACAAGUUAUUUUACAGCUUUAAACUGUUAAAACUAGAAUUAUAUCUGGAUAUAUUUGCUAUAGAUAUUAUGUCAUAUCUGUACGUGUGUAUACCGGUACGUAGCUGUUAGAACACUUGAUACAAAUUAUUUUUUUAAUAGCUAUAUGUAUUAACGAAUGAAAAGACAAAAUAUUAUGAAGUUUUAAUAUUGUAUUGUCUAUGAUGUCCCAUAUUGAGUCAUGUACAUUAAUUGUGUGAGCAUUUUAACAUGUGAAUUAUGUACAUAAUGUUAAUGUAUGAGACACUUCAAAAAAUAUAUCUAAACUUAAAUUUGCUUUAAUCUUGGCCCCUGGUAGGUUAGGCGAUUAAAGGAAAGUUUGACAAUGAUCAAAAAUUACAUAGAAAAUGAAAAAAAAACUAAUAAACUGUUUAUUUGGUUCAUUAUAUUUAUGAAUUAUAAAGGGCAAUAUUGGGUAUUGAAGAUUCAAGUUUAUUCAAUACAUGACCAUGGCCUAAGAAAGAUAUGACUGCCACAACAAUUAGAGUACAAUAGUUUCACCUAGGCAUGGGAAAAGAACUCUUUAAGCAUAUGAGGAAAAGAGAAUAUCCUUGUGUUUGCUGUAAGAAACGAACAAACCAGAGAGAUCGACGUACUGUGACAGCUGCACAACGACUAGUUCUCCAGAAGUGGACUGUAGGCGAUGUGUCUGAGGAUGAAGUGUUGUGUAGUUUGUGUCGAGUGAAGGUACAUUCUCAUCUUAAGCGGAGGAAAAGUGAACAACAAAACUUGGAGCAUGAGUUAAGAGACACAGCUCCCUUCUCUCCUCCAGAGAGGAAGCAAAUUAAUGCUAGGAAUGCUGCCAUUCACAGUCCUCCAUCAGUAACCCUGACAGUGCCCUCCACAUCUUCCAGUCAUUCCAGCUGCUUCAUCUGCAGAAAACCUGGGCCAAAGUUGGUUGUGGUGUCAUCAAAUGAACGUCACUCUGUUUUUUUACAACAAGGAGUAUUGAUUCCGCCAGGUUCAAGAUGCUGCACACGUCAUCUCCCCAAUGGAAGAUUCACUGAAGAGGCACUAGAAAAAAUUUCCUCAUUUUCAGAAACAUCUACACUUAACAGGACAUCUAUUGUUGAUAUGCUUAUGUAUCUAAGGGAGAUUGCUCUGCUAAAUGGAGGGAAAAGAAUAGACUUUGAUGAUCCAAAUGCAUUGAGUGACCAAGAGUAUGUCAACCUCACUGGAAUAAAUAAAGUCUCCUUUGAUGAUCUGCUAUCAGCUGUAGAUGGAAAGGUAAAGAACACAUCCACUCGCAGUGUUAGAACCAGCCUUGGAAUUUUUCUUCUUAAGAUGAGAUGUGGUCUGUCCAAUGAAAUGCUGUCAACACUAUUAAAUGUUUCAAAGUCAAGCAUUCGUCGCGCCAUCUCGGUAGUGAGGAGAACACUGAUGGAGACAUUUGUACCAAACAAUGUUGGGUUUCAGCACAUCUCCAGAGAGGAUGUUAUAAAUAAGCAUACCAGGCCAUUAGCAGAGUCUCUUUUUGGUGGUACUGGCACCCAAGCCAUUCUUGUUUUAGACGGCACAUACAUUUAUAUACAAAAAAGUAUGAACUUUGCCUUUCAAAGGAAAUCAUAUAGCAUGCAUAAGGGUCGUCCAUUGGUGAAGCCAAUGAUUGUUGUAACAACUAGUGGCUAUUACCUCUCUGUCCUUGGACCAUAUGUAGCGAAGAACAAUGAUGCUGCAAUCUUGAGCCACAUCAUGAAGACUAACAAAGAAGAUGUGUUGAAGUGGAUCGAAGAGAGAGAUGUGUUUGUUGUAGACAGAGGCUUUCGGGAUUCCUUGACAUUACUUGAAGACCUUGGAUUAGUAUCUGCCAUGCCUGCAUUUAUGAAGAAAGGUGAAAAGCAAAUGUCAACAGCAGAUGCAAAUACAAGCCGUUUAGUGACCAAGAUACGCUGGGUGGUAGAAUCUGCUAAUGCAAGGAUAAAGAGGUGGAAGUUUUUUGACCGUGUCCUUCCUUCGUCCCAGGUGCCGUUCAUUAGUGACUUCAUCAAGAUUGUGUGUGGAAUAUCAAACAAGUACUUUCCACCUUUGUCAACUGGUUGCACUGAGGAAGACUCUCUUGUAGCAGCUAAGAUGCAGUACCUGUCCAGACAAAUCAAUCAACUAAAAGAGGAAGUAGAAGAAAGGAAACUGGAUACCCGCUCAGCGAUCUGGAAACACCCUGACGAGCUUCAGGAUUUUCCUCGUCUUGAUGAAGAUCAACUUCGAGAGCUGACCUGUGGCACAUAUCAAGUGAAGCUUGCUAGUAGUUAUGCAGAGGAACACUUUGGGAAUGGAUGUGAUAUCAUGGUUCAUAAAGAAGACCCGUCCUUGAUAAGAGUCAGGAUUAGGAGCCGGCAUAUUUCCUCAAAGUCUUACCUUCUUUGGAUACGAUAUGAUGAGGGAAGCGUGAUUGGAUGGUAUUGUAGAUGUCGUGCUGGGGCAAGAGUAGUGGGUAUGUGUGCCCACAUUGCCGCAGUUUUAUGGUAUAUUGGUUUAGGACGUGACAUGGAGUCCUUAAGAUCUGUAAGGGACUGGAGCAAGUUCAUUGAUGAUGCAGCUGUUAUUCCAGAUGCAAUUGAUGAGUCAGAAUCAGAGGAUGAUUCCUCAGAGUGCUUGAAUGAACAAUAGACUGCCUGUUCUUCAUAGAUAUAAAUGUGUACCAUACAUGUAUAUACAUGCUACCUGCAUUGCCAAUUGCCUCAAUUUUUAUUAUGAUCUAUUCAGUUAUUGUUAUAAUAUUCUGCAGUCUAUUUUGUUUAAGUAGACUGAAUUAAUAUUAACCUUAAUUCAUUUAGGGAAGCGGAUUUACAUGAAAACUUUUGUGUGAGUUUAAUGUUGGAUGCAUGCAGAAAUAAUCUGCCCCAGAUGUAAACAACAGUUUUUUUUCAAGUAAAUUAGCUAGUGUGGUUUUAUGUCAAAGGUGGAAAUUGGCCAACCAUAUGUAUAGAUAUGCUAUAAGUUUAAUCAAUGUCAAUUAAUUUUUUUUGUGUAAUUCAUGUACUCAAAAUAUCUGAUGCAGUUACCCAGUACAUGUAUUUAAAUUGGAAUUGCACUAAUUAUGGUAUUACUCUUGAAAGUAAACUGUUUAAUUACCAAAUUAAUUUUGUUAACAUUCUGACAGUUUGUUAUUGUCAUUUUUCAUAGAGGUCUGAUUUUUUUUUCAAUUAAUGUUAUGUGUGUUACAGAGAAAAAAAUUGUAGGAGUAUAAACUUUCUUUGUAGUUUUUCUUUAAACACGCACAUUUCAACUAAAUAAUUUAUUUGUACAGUGGUAAUUUUCUUUAUACACUGUAUAUUGUUUAAUCCUCAGUUUUAUGCAUAAAAUAAUUAUUUCAUCCCCCCAAGGUUGUUUCCUCAUAGUAGUUUUGCUAGACAAUGAAGAAAUCGAAUAAUAUGAAUUUAUUUAGACUUUUUAAAAUUCAACAAGACAGCUUUUUUGUAAGCAUGUUAAUUAAAUUAUUUUACAAUUGGUUAGAAAUUACAAAUGAUUUGAUCAUCUUUAUUGAAUAUGUUUUUGGGGAGAUGAAGCAUGUUUAAUUUUAUUUAUCUUUGCUAUCACCAUGAUCACUUAUUUUGUAGUGAUAUGUGCCAGUUUACUCAGAAUUGUACCUUAAAAGGUACAUUGGAUAUGUUACAUGCGCUGAGAAAAUUAAACACUUCAUAGGGCCUAGCCUUUCAUUUUCAUUCCGCACUUUGUUGGAAAUAUUUAAAGGAUAAUCACUUUUAGAUUUCAUGGAUUAUUUUGUUAUAUUACAUUGUUGACUUCAGAGCAACAUAUACAUGUAGACCGACUGUUUGUCCAUUUGUCUAUCAAACCUCAUAUCUUGACCAGAGGUACGAAUUUCAUAUUUAUUUGGCUCAUGUAUCGCAUUGAAAAAAAGACUGUAUACAGUAUAAUAUAUAUUAAACUUUAAAAUGCUUUUUGGCAUAGGUACUGGUUUUGCUUUUGAGCAUGUUCAAAAAAACAUAUAGGCAUGUAAAUAUAUUGUCUGUCUGAUCUUGAUUUGGGCUUAUUUGAAAUAAAAGUACUUAAAAUCAUUGAUAUA
Messenger RNA from Magallana angulata, 4171 nucleotides. RefSeq lists its product as uncharacterized. The record is from RefSeq and is a predicted model, not a curated record. The transcript is spliced from 4 exons. Lineage: Eukaryota; Metazoa; Mollusca; Bivalvia; Ostreida; Ostreidae. Bases 655 to 2754 code for a protein of 699 amino acids. Gene Ontology annotation, molecular function: zinc ion binding.